AUGGAAACCACUUUAAGAACUAAUAAAAAUUCUAUCGAUAUCCCUUCUGAUUUCAAAAGUACUUUACCACCUCGUAAGAGAGCAAAGACAAAAGAAGAAAAAGAACAACGUCGUAUAGAAAGAAUUCUUAGAAAUAGAAAAGCUGCACAUCAAUCAAGAGAAAAGAAAAGAUUACAUUUAAAAUUUUUAGAAGAUAAAUGUAACAUUAUGGAAAAAAUUAUUGACGGUUUAAAUUUACAAGAAAUUUUUAUUAAUCAAUCAGAUAAAUUAAAAUUAGUUAAAGAUUUAAACACUUUAGCUAUCGAAGAAGAUUUUGUUCAACAACAACCUUCAAAUAAUCCAUCUCCACAAAAUGAUAAACAACAAUCGAUUAUUAAACAAGAAGAAGAUGUUAAUUCUAAUUCUUUUGAUUUCACUUUCUCUAUGAAAGAUAUUCAUAAAUCAAAUAAUAAUACUGAUGGUACAAUGUCAUUCCAACAACAAAUUCCUUCUCCUUCAACUUCUGUUUCUACUCAUGGUUCAAUAUCAAUGUCUCCUGAUAGUUUAGCUCAUACUUUAAAAAAUGAAUUAUUAUCAACACAUAUUAAAAAAGAAGAAGAAGAAGAAGAAGAAGACAAUAUCGAUAUUGAUGAUGAUGCACGCAAGUUUGCUUUACAUAUUCAAAAUGAUAAUGAAGAAACUAUGAAAGCUAUCUUUAAUGAUCAUAUAAAUAGCAAUGAUGAUGUCGAUAAUCAAGAUUUCGAUUUUGAAGCCGACGCUGCUACUGCUCUAGAGCAUAGUAUUUUAAGUCAUGUUACUGAUGAUUCUCAGAACAAUCUCCUGUUGACUAGCAAUAAUAACGAAUUAAACGAUGUUAUGGACGUCGUUACUGAGUUCGAUCCACCUACUACUACAAUCACUGGUUCAUUUGAUCUUGACAAUUGGCGUAAUCCAGCCGCGAUUACUCUGAUAUCAUAA
Maudiozyma saulgeensis is the source of this 957-nucleotide messenger RNA. The record is from the annotation of a GenBank genome assembly. NCBI's taxonomy places the organism in Eukaryota, Fungi, Ascomycota, Saccharomycetes, Saccharomycetales, Saccharomycetaceae.